Molecule: messenger RNA, 556 nt
Organism: Vitrella brassicaformis
Lineage: Eukaryota; Vitrellaceae
Source: the annotation of a GenBank genome assembly
AUGCCACGCAUGGGUUGCUCGGACUUGAGGGUGCGCUACGACAGGUCUCUCGGCAUGCAAGCUUGAAGCCAAACCAGUGACUCAGAGAAGGAACGCGGAAGCGCGUGAGGACAGGCGCAAGGGGUGGUCGCUGCUCGUGGCGAUAUCAGAAUGCGUCAAGUAAGAAAGAUCACUCAUCCAUCUCGCCAGACGACUCGACGUACAAACCGACCCGCUCUCUUUCUGCAGAUCCAAAGACGUCGACAAGCUUGAGCAGCUGCUGAAUGACAACAAAGAGGUACCCAACCCGACAGACGUGCCAAAAACACGAAAAGAGGUCGGUGGAUGGCUGUUGUGUGCCGCAGCUCAUCGAGCGGCCGGAGGCCUCUCUGCGCACCGACGACGGGGACGACGAAGGGUCAGCGACCAUGCGGCUCUCGGCUGUACACUCUUUGCUGUGUGUUGUGUGUUUCCGCCUUUGUGCAGCCGCCUGGAGGAAACGAACACGGAUGACACAAGUGAAGACCCAGCACCUUCGGAGGAGGAGCCACCACCACCACCACCACCAGCAGUGUAA